AUAAAUUGACUUCCCAUUUCAGUUUUUUUUGUGUGCAGCUAUGACAUCAUUCAGUUUGAGCCAACUGAAAAACUACAACCAACAGUUCCUUGUUCCUUCUCAUUUAUUGUAAAGUAGAUGUCACAUUGUAAUUGGCUACAGCCGGGAACCACUGGGGAACUAGGCUAAUCUCCACCCCCUCAACAAUUUCAGGGCUUUCCAAAAAGCAUUCUUUCCCUUUCGUUGAAUCUGACUCACGUGCAACUAAACAAUAUAUUAUAAAAGGUCCAACAAGAGAAACAUCCACCAUGAGCUUAUGUCAACAUUCACCAGCUGAGAAUGAAUACUUUUCUCAUACUCCUAUGCUUGCUGUCUGAAGCGGUCUCUGUCAACGUCGUAGCUAGAGGAGACACCACUGUUAACUUCAAUGGCGAUGCAUCAUAUACCUGCACCCAUGCGGACCCGACAGGUGUGCUGCAAGUUACCUGGCAGAGACUGUUCAAAGACGACUCGGUGGAGAAUCUUGCCACCUACAGCAAGCGGUUUGGAGCUCAAAUCAUAGACCCGCACCGAGGCAAGGUGGUUUUCACUGAGGCAUCUCUCGACUCGACGUCUAUUACCGUGAAGAAUGUAACAUGGGCGGACGAAGCCUGCUAUAUUUGCUCCUUCAACGUUUACCCGAGUGGAUCAAGACGCAAGCAGAAGUGUCUUACAGUUCAAGGAGUAUCUGAAGUGAGAGCCACAAUGCAAAAAGUCCCCAGCACUGAACCUAAAGUAAACAUGGAAGUUGUGGUCAGCUGCUCAGCCACGGGAAAACCAGCACCUUGGAUCCAAUGGAACAUUUCUGCAGCGGCACUCAUAAAGACGCCUAACAACUGGACUGUCGUUAACAAAGACCAAACUGUUACAGCCAUUAGCAACAUCACCCUCCAACUGUUGCCAGGUUCAGGGGGAUACGUGGACUGUAUGGUAAACAAUGGGACGAGGACACAGAGACACGAGAGAGUUCUGCUUCCUGUUCUCCCUGGAGAGAGGGAGGUUGAAGAGGAUGACAGGAAGACAUCCCUGUGGGCGGUUGGCAUUCCAGUUAUCCUAAUCAUUUCCCUUUUAGUCAUCUUUAGCUGUGUCAAGCUUCAAAAGAAAAAAGGUUGCAGGCAAGCAGCGUUGGCAACCACAGCGGACGAGAAGGACCCUUUUAGGAGCUGUGUGUAAACAUCUGUCUGUUGUUGCUGACUGUGCUUAUAUGCACUGUAGCUGACAGCUGUUUUUGUUGAGGACUGGAGCACCUGUUGUUACUGAGCCUGGAGGUUGAACCUUGUUGAAUCAUUCUUUCGCAGUCAUAAAUAAGCUAAUUAACACAUGCAUUAUACAAGCCAUGAUAUGGUUAAUGCUGUUUAGAGGUACUGAAAUGGCACUUUAGGUUUGAGAGAUUAAUGACCUCUUGUAGGUGAGUGUUGUGAUAAGAGGUAGGUUACCUGUUGCCUGGCAACCCAAACUCCUUGCUCCGGGUCAAACGCUAGGCCACGCCCACUGAUGUUAGCUUCUUCUCCUCAAUGAGUCUGGAUUUGAGUACCUCCCCGACCCUUCACCGAACGCCAACACAUUCAGGGCCGUCUGAUUGUUCCGGUAACCGAUGGGUUGGGCCAGAGCAAGAACACACGUGGGUAAAUCGGCGGUUUGAAAAUUCAUCAUUGGCUUUUAUACUCUGAUUGGUUAGAGACGAUCCAAUCGCUGAAGACUUUGUUUUGUACAAUUCCCCUCGUCACCACAAAUGACUUCAACAAUGGCAGUCUCAGACUAAAGUAUGUAGCGAAUGACAAAGCAGAGGAAGAAUUUAGUUUGAGUCGUCAGGCUAGGUUACCUCAUCCUCUAUUAGGACAGUGCCACCUACUGUUUGACUGUAUUUUAUUAUAACAUACACCAGGUAGAAUAGAUUAAUCUAUUUAUUUUCUGUUCUAAAUAACGUAUUUAAUUUAUUUUUUAUUUUUAUUUCAACCGCCUUCAAUAUGAUAGACCUUGUUGCACUUUUGUUCAAGUUAAGUUUACAGUGUAUUGUUAUUAUAAAUCUAUGGAACUACAGAUAGUUAUUUUUUUCAUGUUAUGUCAGUGUAAUUGUGUGAAUGUAUUUGAGCCCUUAGAAUGUAAUGGUGAUAAUGAUAUUAAUGUUUGCUCUUUGUUUAUUUCUUGUUUGCCAGAUGGAAAUCAUGUUUGACUUCCUGUUGUUAUUUAUUUUUAUAAUGUAUGUUGCUUGUUGUGUUCGAUUCUAAUUUCCACAUGUUUUGACACUGUU
Coregonus clupeaformis (lake whitefish) is the source of this 2269-nucleotide messenger RNA. Its product is annotated as OX-2 membrane glycoprotein-like. Bases 319 to 1191 code for a protein of 290 amino acids. NCBI's taxonomy places the organism in Eukaryota, Metazoa, Chordata, Actinopteri, Salmoniformes, Salmonidae. Gene Ontology annotation, molecular function: cell-cell adhesion mediator activity. The transcript has 5 exons. The record is from RefSeq and is a predicted model, not a curated record.